AUGGCACUCAACCACAACAAGCUGCUUCCACCCAUCAAAACUCAUGCUAGCACAAUCCUUCACACACCAAAACCUGCUUCAAAUUCUGCUUCUGCUUUACCCAUACUUGCCAUCAUUGUUCCCACCAUCUUUGUCACUGGUUUUAUACUCAUCACCUACUUAAAUCUCGUCACCAAAUGCUUCUCAAACUUGUACCUAUUUCACCCCUUGAGAUGGUUUUUCUCCCUCCUUACCCCUCAACAUGAAGAUCAAGAUCCCUUCAUAGCACUCUCUCCGAGGAUGUGGAGCCAAGGACUUGAUGAAUCUACAAUCAGUGAAAUCCCAACACUUCAAUUCACAAAAGGGGAUGUCGAAAAGAACCAAAGUGUGUGUGGCUGCGUGGUUUGUUUGACUGAGUUUCAAGAUCAUGAUAUGCUGAAAGUUCUUCCCAUUUGCAAACAUGCCUUUCACUUUCACUGCAUCGACGUUUGGCUUCAAACCAAUGCCAAUUGCCCUCUUUGUAGAUCAAGCAUUGUUUCAGGCAACACACAGUGCCCGAUGGAUCAUAUCAUAGCUCCAAGCUCUUCUCCUCAGGAUUCUCAAUUGCUCUCUCACGUGAGCAGUGAUGAGGAUUUUGUUGUCAUUGAAGUUGGGGAGAUGCAGCAAGAAAGAAGUGACUCAAGCGAAAGAGUUGUAGAGAGUAGAAAUGAGUGUAUCAUAAGGAAGUGUCACCAUGUUUCCAUCAUGGGAGAUGAGUGCAUUGAUGUUAGGAAGAAAGAUGAGCGGUUUUGUAUUCAGCCUAUUCGAAGAUCUUUCUCAAUGGAUUCAGCAAACGAUAGGCAAGUUUGCUUGGAUUUUCAGACCACCAUGCAACAGAAUAAUAGGCCUCUAAAUCAGGCUAGUGACAGUGAAGAUUGCAAUAGCAGAGAUGGAAUAUCACUCUUUCCAUUCCGUUAA
Molecule: messenger RNA, 936 nt
Organism: Vigna unguiculata (cowpea)
Lineage: Eukaryota; Viridiplantae; Streptophyta; Magnoliopsida; Fabales; Fabaceae
Product: RING-H2 finger protein ATL16-like
Biological process (GO): protein ubiquitination
Molecular function (GO): transferase activity
Source: RefSeq, a predicted model, not a curated record